AAGAGGUGAACCUGAAGAGUGUCAGUGUGGUGUGAGCUACAGUGGUGAGAGGUUACUCAGCGGCUGCCUCUGACCAUUUUUAGAAGAGUUGCUAACACAGCAGUAUGGCCAGCAGUAAACUUCAACAAGUGGCAGCAGGUGCUCAUGAUGCAACCACAGCAGAGAUGCACAAACAAUUAUCAGAUGAGCAGUUGGGGGACUUAAUAGAGGCUAGUCUGGAGAGUCGAGAGAACUCCUACAGCCCCUACAGCAAGUUUAAAGUGGGUGCUGCCCUCCUCACACACGACGACACUGUCAUCACAGGCUGCAAUGUGGAGAACAUCUCUUAUGGUCUCAGCAACUGUGCUGAAAGAACAGCUGUAUUCAGAGCAGUAGUGCAGGGCUACAGAAAAUUUAAAGCCAUAGCUAUCACUGCUGAGAUGGGGAAUAAGUUUGUGGGUCCUUGUGGUGCAUGUAGACAAGUGAUGGCUGAAUUUGGCCUGGACUGGGAAGUAUACCUGGCCAUGCCAAACAAAAGCUACAUGAAGACCACAGUAGGUAAACUCUUGCCUGAUAGUUUUUCUCCAGACUGGGUCACUUUAGGCUAAACCAUGGAGAUUAAGACUUGUACCAAUCUGGCUGUGCCAAAUGGAUUUAAAGCCUUUAUCUAUCCACCAUUUGAACCACAUUAUUAAUAAUGUGAAAGCACAGAAGCUUUUGGGAAAGCUUUCGUUCCAUCCAGCACUUAUUCUUAACUAUUCUGAUUCUUUGCAACAAUUCUGAAGGCAUGAAGCUGAUUCUUAAAUUACAAAAAAUUAACACUUGCUCAUGCCAUGAGAUUUAUACCUACACAAAUGAUUUUUGGGACCUGACGAGCUGUUGGAGUGUGAGCAGGGUAAUAUUUUGUGAAGGGAUUCAGGGAAACUGAUUAUUUUUAUAUAGCUGGACUUGAAUCCUGGAAAUGGGAAGUACAAUGCCUGCACUUUAAAGGAGGGGUUUGGGAUAUUGGCAGUUUGGAGUGACUAUCUAAACUGCCGUAUCUGGGAGCUUCUGCAAAGAAAGUAAUUAUGCACGAGUGAUGGUGAAAGUGUUGAUUCAUUAUAUUAUCAAAGUUUUUUCUUUCUUUUUGGGUUUUUCUUUGUUGGGUCACCCUGCCUUGGUGGGAAAUGGCCAACGUGUUAAAAAAAAACUUGCAUUAAUGCUAUUAAGUUAUCAUAAUUUUAUAUCAUUAUUUUAUAUAAAAAUGACAGAUUAUGUAUACAAUAGAGACUACUGUACAAGGUAAAAAAUCAAAUUUUUUCUGUAAUAAACCCUAUUAAGUUGGC
Molecule: messenger RNA, 1304 nt
Organism: Cherax quadricarinatus
Lineage: Eukaryota; Metazoa; Arthropoda; Malacostraca; Decapoda; Parastacidae
Product: cytidine deaminase
Cellular component (GO): cytosol
Molecular function (GO): cytidine deaminase activity; zinc ion binding
Source: RefSeq, a predicted model, not a curated record